Lytechinus pictus (painted urchin) is the source of this 4248-nucleotide messenger RNA. RefSeq names its product muscarinic acetylcholine receptor M4-like. Gene Ontology annotation, molecular function: G protein-coupled acetylcholine receptor activity; G protein-coupled serotonin receptor activity. The record is from RefSeq and is a predicted model, not a curated record. Bases 97 to 1560 code for a protein of 487 amino acids. Gene Ontology annotation, cellular component: plasma membrane; dendrite. Gene Ontology annotation, biological process: G protein-coupled receptor signaling pathway, coupled to cyclic nucleotide second messenger; chemical synaptic transmission. NCBI's taxonomy places the organism in Eukaryota, Metazoa, Echinodermata, Echinoidea, Temnopleuroida, Toxopneustidae. The transcript is spliced from 2 exons.
GCCUCAUUCACCCGAGGAUGCCUAGCGAGGAUCCACUGAAAAACCCACUUGUUACUAUUAUAGUGGUUGAAGAAGUUCCAAUGAAAAGAUAAAGCAAUGAUACCAACCAUGGAGCCUUUGGCGAAUAUAACCGUGAACGUAUCUGCUGGUGAUGAGGAGCCAACCCAAUCGUUUAGCCUCGCCACGAUCACCCUUGCCGCCAUUGCAGCAGGGUUUGCCAGUCUUUUUACCGUAGCCGGAAAUCUUCUUGUCAUCAUUGCCUUCGCGCGAGAACGUCGUUUACGCAUCAUCGGCAAUUACUUCGUUUUAAGUAUGGCUGUUGCGGACUCGCUAGUCGGGUUGAUCUCCAUGCCAUUCUAUACGACGUAUCUCCUGCUGGGCAGAUGGCCAAUGGGUCCUCAUGUAUGUGAUGUCUGGUUAUCGCUAGACUAUGUCUGCUGCGCUGCUUCGGUCUUAGGUAUCUUCCUCAUCAGUGUUGACCGGUACAGGUCAUUGUCUGCUCCGAUGACAUACCGACAUCAAAUGACAAGACCUCGAGCUAUGGCCCUCAUUCUGGCCACGUGGGUUAUUUCAUUACUCCUUUUUGGAGUGCCGAUCAUCGGAUGGCAGUAUAUUGAGGGGAAAAGAACGGUAAAGGAGGAUCAGUGUGAAGUCCAGUUUGUUCAAAAUGCAUAUUUCACCGCGGGAUCAAUUAUUUUAAUAUACUGGUUACCGUUAUUCGUAAUCUUGGUGUUGUAUACGCGCAUUUACCUCCUUACGCGGAAACUUACGCGACGUCAGGCAAGGAUUAUAGGGAGACUCAGUAUGCGCACAAAAAAGAAGAGGCGAAGUCGAACGGAAACCAAUGUAACGAUGACCGAUGUAUUUCCUUCACGAACGGAGAACGGCACGCAUCGCGUGUCGGGGCCAACAGACUCUGACGAGACGCCACAGGAUCCAGAUCAUUAUAUUCCUGAUACAGCAUCUUCAGAAAUGGGCAAGGAGUUCGAUAUUAUUACUCCCUUGCCACAAAGGUGUAAUUCGGCGGACGAGAGCGACGAGUUCGAUGUAAAUAGCAAUGGCGGAGAUAAAACACCUGAUAAUUACAACAAGAAAGCAAAUUGGGCAACAUCGAUGCGCAGCGACAAUCAUUCUGUGUAUUCAGACUGUGACGCUGAAACCCACCCGAUGAAACGACCAAACAGCUGCUCAUCCCUUAACUCUGAUCGAAGGGGUCUUAAAUCAGCCAUGAGCAACUUCAAACACAAAGAUCAUCAUCUGGGCAAAGCGCUAUCAUCUGUCCUGGUAAAUUUACGCGAAGCGAAAGCCGUCAGGACCCUCAGCACAAUUUUAGGCUUCUUCAUUCUGUGCUGGACACCUUACAGUAUCUUAAUCAUCGUCAAGGGUUUCUGCGAUCCUUGCGUCAAUGACAGCCUUUUCGCGUUUACCUACUUCCUUUGUUAUAUCAAUAGUACUUGCAACCCGUUGUGUUACGCAUUCGCCAACCGAGAUUUUAAAGUCGCUUUCAAGAAAAUCCUGACUUGUGGCAGACGUCGUUACGAGUGGAAAGAUGUCUUCUGAAACGGAAAUUACCAUGGUUCUAUUAGUUAGUUCAAUGGAGUCGGCGUCGAAAAGAGUGGAGAUGUUGCGGCUGUUGUUCAUGUAUAGGUCUUCCUCUCAUGCUUAAAUCCGAUUUGGGCAAAAGCUAAGUGAAUUAGAAUACUACGCAUGAAGUCAAGAGCUGGGAGAUGUCGUAGAUCUAGACCAUAAAGUCGGAUCCAUCUGGGAGCAGACUGUGCACCAGCUCACUCCUCAGAGAAAACUAAACCCUAACACACAUGAAAUAUCAAGUGAAACUUGAAGUGGGUUUAAUUGAACUAUCCAAUCUGCGUGUUUGUAUUGACGAGAGGUUGCGGAGCGGAAAUAUCUGUACCAACAAGGAAACGAAUUCUACAGAUGCCAGUACAAUAUUAUGAUGUGUGUCACGCCUUCAGCUCUGCAGUGUUUGAUCAAAGUACGAUAGGUCACGAACGCCUAUAACUUACAUUUCUCUGAACAUGCUGAAGAUGAAUUAGUUCUACCUUGAAGUCAAAUCCAACAAAAUUAAUUCAGAUAUACUUCUGUGUAAAGAAAAUUGCUUAAAUACAUAAUCAAAGCCAUGAUUUUGUCAUCGGUUGAAAAUGGAGCAAUGAGCCUCAUUAUAUCUUAAUUAACAUAAAUAGAGCUUGUUCUUUGUGUGCUACCUAUGUUUUUAUAGUAAUAGAAUACAUUGAAUGAUUUAAUGUUUAGUCAUUGCUAGCAGUAAGUCGGAUUGUAUAUCCUAAGGAUUACAGAGACAGUCCAUCAAUUAAUACCAUGGGAAUAUUUCCAUAAACCAUGAAAUCCUUAUGACUGAUUGUUGACCGAUGACUGAAACAUUUCGUGUGAUGUAAAUGUCUUUUGAAUAACGUUUCACCGAUAAGGGUUCGACUAUUGUAAAUAAGCUAUCAAAUUUAUUUAUACUAUGUAAAAUACUCAUCUCUGAUCGACCAUCAAUGUCUUUUUUCCAUGAGAUGUACUUUCAAUUUCAGAAAUUUAUCAACAUUUCAUUUAAAUGUUCUGAAUAUAUGGUUCUAUAUAUCUAAUGCUUUGUGUGUUAUCCAUUGCCGUGCAUGUUUUAACCGUCCAGUAUCCCAUUUGAAUGGUAAUUUCUUACAUUUAUUUGCUUAGGUUGACAAAAACAGUAUGACUGAAAUAAUUGAAUAAGCUAAUCAUAUGGUCACAAGGUAUGCAUGAAACUGUUGACUUGUUCAUUGUCAUUAAGAGCAAUGAAAAAACAUGUGGAAUAUAUUCAUAUCUUUGUAAGCAGGAAAACUUGCGUUUUACAAGAAAAAAGAGCAUGCGUAGUCAUGUUGUCAAAGUAUAAAUGUUCGGAUCGUGUGGUUUACCUUGAAAAACACCGACUUCACUUGGUCAUGCCUAACUCCUAUCAAAUAAAAUUAGAUCAGAUUAUUAUUUCCGGAUUCGACUUCGGCUAACUUCAAAGCGGAAAAUUUAUUUUAGAAUAUCUACUGUCAAAAAGUUCGGUAGAAUUUCAGGAUAGAUUGAUACUCGUCAUUACACCGUUGGAAUGUGUUGAUUGCCAUCUAUGACUUUCGUUUAGACUCGCAUAUAUUUACUUGUAUAACCAGUUGAGGGGGGACGGGUGUUUCACAAAGCUGUUCAUAAGUUAAAAAUAACUUUACACAUGACUGGUGACCCUUUCUUGUGCAAUAUGAUAAUAUAUCCCUAUGUAGCUGAACGAGCACCUUAGAACACGUUCCAGUCAUGACCCUUUCUUGUGCUACAUGAUACAUCCCUAUGUAGCUGACUGAGCAGUUAAGAACAUGUCCAGUCUUCACUGGUAACCCUUUCUUGUGCUUCAUGAUCUAUCCCUAAGUAGCUGACUUAGGACAUAAGAACAUGUUCCAGUCAUGACUGGUGACCCUUUCUUGUGCUACAUGAUACAUCCCUAUGUAUCUGACGUAGCACCUAAGAACAUGUUCCAGUCGUGUGUAACUUCGCGAACAGCUUUAUGAAGCACCCACUGGGAUCCGUAGCGGAAAGAGUUAAAAUCAAACGCAACUUUAAAAUCGAUCGUAAAUUCAUUUCAACCAAUCGAAAACGUGAAUUCGGAUCUUGCGUUUGAUAUUUUGACCUGUGUGUAUACACAACUCUUUCUCCAUCGGGUCCCUUAACUGCAUACUAAGGUGUUUUUUUUUAUUUCAUGUCGAAAUUAUGAAAUAUGUUCAAUACCCGAUAAGUCCGAAUUCGUCCAAUUUGUGGAUUGAAUCACCAUUGGACAAGACUCUGUAACCACGUACUUGGAUAAAUGUAUAUUUCUACAUGUUCUCAUAUUUUCUACGCAACUUUAAGCCUCAUCAAAAUAAUGUGAAAUGAUGACAAUGUUGGCGUUUUUUGUGCAAUAUCAGUCAAUGGAUAUAGGAAAUGACAAUGAAAUAGACACAAUCAGAAAAUACCAUACAAUAUUGCUUGAAUAAAACACAGGUAAUAUUGUUUUCAGUAAAUGUGUGCUAAGUUGCAUGGUCAUUAAUUGCAAUUGUGGAGAAUACAUCACUUAAUGACAAAAAGAAAAGAUAAUAGAAGUUCGCCCCUUCAAUACAAUCUUAAAUAGUAAGAUAACAACAUUCUUAGUUUUAGAUUGUCAAGACAGUAUAUACAUGUGUUCCAAACGUGAAACAGGUACUUCAUUUUAAAUACAAUAAAUUAUGUUUUUCUUUUGCAGAACAG